AUGUUGAGUGCAGUUGCAGACUGCUCUGUGCUGCAGACACACGGCAAGGUCAGCACGAGACACAGGCCCCAGGGGAGAGCGAGAGAUCGUCUCUCUGUAGCACACGCCGCGGUCGAAGCGAUGCCUUCGUCUAUCACAAGCCCGUGCUGGCUGCUGCUAUUGGCGCUCCUCAACGCUCUCGCGAGAGCAAGGGCGUUUUCUUUGGGAAUCAACGCGAGAGGGAGCGUGAUUUCAUGUCGAACUUGGUGCGGGGAAGACACUGCUGUGACCGGCACGAUCCGGCCGGGAAGAGGGUCGCCACUCCGCAUGAACCAAUCUUACAAGAACGACGCAGAGGCGGAGUUCUACGCGAAGCGGUUGCUGGACCUCAUCACGCACAACACUUUGCUGACGGCAAAUACAUACUGGAUGGAGCUCAGAGGAAACAUGUACAUCGAGUGGCUUAACAGGUACAUCGAGGAACGGGGGGGUGUUGAGGACGUCGGCUGGCAUGCCUUCUUCGCCGGUAUGCUGCGAGCACCUCCAGAGGAUGUCGUCGUCAAGAAGCUCAUCAAGAGCCCUAGGGGGGGCUCAGGCAACAACCCUUUCCUGGCUGACAGGAAGCCUGUGGAGUACAACGAGACGAUUGAGCCAACGACCAUCGCGCGCCGCCUCAUGGAGAUCCGGGAGCAGGUGGCGGAGCAGCUCGGCUCGGACCUGCAACAGAUCGCUGCGGAGAACGCUCGGCUGCAGGCAGACUACCACUUCGAGGCGAGCUCCGAGCUUGGGCCGGACCGAGCCCAAGCUUUGCGUCUCUCAAGUUUGAAACCGAUGACCGACGUGGAUCCCUCUUCCGGUACCGGCAACCCACCGCGACGACGCUCUACCUACAAGGACGCUUUAGAGCUCGUGACGGCGGCGAGCAUGAGGCGCGUCAAGACGGAGUUGCGAAUACGAGGGGAUAUGGUCACAUUGGACUGGUUGGAUCGUUUCUCGAGCCGCGAGCUGGAGCAGAGGGGGAACGCCCUCCUUGAGUCUCUGUUCGCGGGGCCGAUGGUGCUCAUCAAGGACCCGCUCCGUGAUCGGCCACAAGUUGUCGAGCCACUUAAGGUGGCCCAGGAGAUCAUGCAGGGCAGAGAGGUCGUAGCCGAAGAGCUCAUCACGGUCUUGAAAGGGGUGCCACAAGAUCACCUUGCGAUGACGGUUUCGCUUCUCAACGAGAAGUGGGAAUCUACAGGAGAUCCGGAAAGCGGAGAACCGGAUUUCCGCGAGAGCUAGGCGCUGGCCUGUUGAUAAACGGUGUGCUCUUCUUGUAUGAUGGGCCGCGAGAUGUAAUACAGUGUCGCGGGUGUGAUGUAAUUUGCUGGACGAAGGAGUAAGACCUCGAGUAGGGUACUGCUACACGUAAUGAGCCAGGGUCUUACGAGCAACAUCUUCGUCGAAACUUGUACAUGACGUGUAUAUGGUAUGGGGUGGCGCAUGCACCCCGAAACCACCCUCUUAGAGUUUCGUUUUCGCAGUCGCCUGUGGGAAUGGGUGAAAAAUCAACCCUUGUCCUCUCCGCGCAUUGAUGUUUGGCAUUUCACGUCACUAAUAGUGUCUGCACCAAGAUUGGUCGUGAAGGAUGUCAAGAAACGGGUCUGUCCCGUCGUUUGUUCGGGUCCAAGUCCCAACGAGAAAGUGUCUCGAGUGGCUGUGUUUCCCCAUCACACAAGGGUUGGGUGUGAUCGGUAGGGUUUCAAGUCUUGGGGUAUUAGAAAAGUAUUGCAUAACUCACGGUAGAAAUACGAAAGGGUAUCGGAAGUGUCACGGAACUCGACAGAACGCAUUGGGUAUGUGAGCAUGUUGUGACCCCAAGUGCAUGCAGGCAGCAAGUGGCUUACGGUGCCGGCUCGACUUGACCGUCGCGGACAGUCGUAUGCAGUCAUACUCUCUAGUCACAGGUAAUGAAAACGGAGCAACACUCAUGUUCUUU
Molecule: messenger RNA, 1954 nt
Organism: Ectocarpus sp. CCAP 1310/34
Lineage: Eukaryota; Phaeophyceae; Ectocarpales; Ectocarpaceae
Source: the annotation of a GenBank genome assembly